Melospiza melodia melodia is the source of this 8298-nucleotide messenger RNA. RefSeq names its product C-type lectin domain containing 16A (gene CLEC16A). The record is from RefSeq and is a predicted model, not a curated record. Bases 64 to 3300 code for a protein of 1078 amino acids. Gene Ontology annotation, biological process: endosomal transport; endosome to lysosome transport; regulation of autophagosome maturation. NCBI's taxonomy places the organism in Eukaryota, Metazoa, Chordata, Aves, Passeriformes, Passerellidae. The transcript has 24 exons. Gene Ontology annotation, cellular component: endolysosome membrane; late endosome.
GCUCGCCCCGCGGGGCUAUGAGGCCGUAGGGCCCGCGGGCCGGAGCAGCCUUCCACCGCCAGCAUGUUCGGCCGCUCCCGCAGCUGGGUGGGCGGCGGGCACGGGAAGGCCUCCCGCAGCAUCCACUCCUUGGACCACCUCAAGUACAUGUAUCACAUUCUGAGUAAAAACACAAUCGUGACAGAUCACAACCGCAACCUGCUGGUGGAGACCAUUCGUUCCAUAACAGAGAUCCUGAUCUGGGGGGAUCAGAAUGACAGCUCAGUGUUUGACUUUUUCUUGGAGAAGAAUAUGUUUGAGUUCUUCCUGAACAUCCUGCGUCAGAAGUCAGGUCGUUAUGUGUGUGUGCAGCUGCUGCAGACUCUGAACAUCCUUUUUGAGAACAUCAGCCAUGAAACAUCCCUGUACUACCUGCUCUCUAAUAACCAUGUGAAUUCUAUUAUUGUCCACAAAUUUGACUUUUCUGAUGAAGAGAUCAUGGCAUAUUACAUAUCGUUUUUGAAAACUCUUUCCCUGAAACUCAAUAAUCAUACUGUACAUUUCUUUUAUAAUGAGCACACUAAUGACUUUGCUUUGUACACCGAAGCUAUUAAAUUUUUUAACCACCCCGAAAGCAUGGUCAGGAUUGCUGUUAGGACUAUAACCUUAAAUGUCUACAAAGUGGACAACCAGCCUAUGCUGCAUUACAUUCGAGAUAAAACAGCAGUUCCUUAUUUCUCCAACCUCGUCUGGUUUAUUGGCAGCCACGUGAUAGAGCUGGAUAACUGUGUGCAGACUGAUGAAGAGCACAGAAAUAGGGGCAAACUGAGUGACCUGGUGGCAGAACAUCUUGAUCAUUUGCAUUACCUUAAUGAUAUCCUUAUCAUUAACUGUGAAUUUUUAAAUGAUGUGCUGACAGACCACCUACUUAAUAGGCUCUUUCUUCCCCUCUACGUGUAUUCCUUAGUAAAUCAAGACAAGGGUGGAGAGCGUCCGAAAAUAAGUCUCCAGGUUUCUCUUUAUCUUCUUUCUCAAGUUUUUCUGAUUAUACAUUAUGCUCCUUUGGUGAACUCCUUGGCUGAGGUUAUACUCAAUGGGGACCUCUCAGUGUUUUCUUCUAAGGUUGAGCAAGAUAUACAGAAAAACUCCGCAAAGUCAAGUAUCAGAUGUUUCAUAAAACCCACAGAAACACUUGAGAGGUCUCUUGAAAUUAACAAACAGAAAGGGAAGAAGAGGAUGCAGAAAAGACCCAACUAUAAAAAUGUUGGUGAGGAAGAUGAAGAGGAGAGAGGAUCUGAAGAUAACCAAGAUGACCUUGAUAAAAGUAGAGGUACAGAAGCAAGUUCAAAGGGUGUAAGGACGAGCACUGAAAAUGAAGAAAUAGAGAUGGUAAUUAUGGAGAGGUGUAAGCUGUCAGAGCUGUCCAUCUCUGCUGUGACAGAACAGAAUACAACAGAUGAAGAAAAGAGUGCAGCUGCUUCUGGGAGUGACAUGACAAACUGGAACAGGCCUUUCCUUGAUAUGGUCUACAAUGCACUGGACUGUCCUGAAGAUGAUUACUACGCCCUCUUUGUUCUCUGUCUUUUAUAUGCAAUGUCACACAACAAAGGACUUGACUCAGUCAAGUUGGAGAGAAUUCAACUUCCAGCUCAAAAUGCUGAAGAGAGAAAUUCCUAUAAUCAUGUCCUUGCAGAAGGGCUCAUCAGGAUAAUGAAUUAUGCUGCACAACCAGAUGGAAAGAUUCGUUUGGCAACUUUAGAACUUGGCUGCCUAUUGCUGAAGCAGCUUGUGUUUUCCAAAAAUGGCAGGAUCAUAAAAAGUGUACACCUUGAUUGUCUGGAGGGUGCAAGGGAGGAAAGUGUUCAUCUCCUUCGCCGUUUCUAUAAGGGAGAAGAAAUCUUUCUGGAUAUGUUUGAAGAUGAAUACAGGACUAUGACAAUGAAACCUAUGAAUGUAGAAUACUUGAUGAUGGAUGCCUCCAUCUUGCUGCCCCCAACGGGGACUCCUCUGACCGGGAUUGACUUUGUGAAGAGGUUGCCUUGUGGAGAUGUAGAAAGAACACGAAGAGCAAUCAGAGUUUUCUUUAUGCUCCGUUCACUGUCCCUGCACUUGCAAGGUGAGCUGGAAACUCAGUUACCACUCACGAGGGAGGGAGAUCUGAUAAAGGCAGAUGAUGUUCUGGAUUUGAAUAACAGUGAUCUGAUUGCUUGUACAGUCGUAACAAAGGAUGGGGGCCAAGUUCAAAGAUUCCUGGCUGUGGAUAUUUACCAGAUGAGUUUGGUUGAACCAGAUGUUGCCAGACUUGGAUGGGGAGUAGUUAAGUUUGCAGGCCUUCUGCAGGAUAUGCAGGUGACCGGAGUAGAGGAUGACAGCAGAGCCCUGAACAUCAUAAUCCACAAGCCUGCCUCCAGCCCUCACUCGAAGCCCUUCCCCAUCCUGCAGGCCACGUUCAUCUUCGCCGAUCACAUUCGCUGCAUCAUCGCCAAGCAGCGCCUGGCCAAGGGCCGCAUCCAGGCGCGGCGCACCAAAAUGCAGAGGAUAGCAGCUCUCCUGGAUCUUCCUGUUCAGCCUUCAACUGAAGUUAUGGGUUUUGGACACAGCUCUGGAGCUGCAGCCCAGCACCUCCCAUUUAGAUUCUAUGACCAGUCCCGGCGUGGGAGCAGUGACCCCACAGUGCAGCGCUCUGUCUUUGCAUCUGUUGACAAAGUCCCAGGCUUUGCUGUAGCCCAGUGCAUAAAUCAGCACAAUCCAUCCCCGCUCUCGUCACCGUCCCCUUCCAGUGGCAGUGGCAGUACAGGGCGCUGUGACUCAGUGACUGCAAGCUCGACAUCCACUCCUUCUGCUGCUCAGAGCCCAGCAGGUCUGGCAGGAAAGGACGCCGGCGGGUGUUUAGUCUGUCGGAGGCUGACAGUCACGGUGGACACUGGGUUUAGGCCUUCCAGCAGCAGCUGCAGCAGAAACUCCCGCAAUACCCACUCAGAUGAUGCUUCAGCUCCAGAGCAGCCUCUGACGGCCAGUUCCGGUCAGACGAUGUUGACUGAUGAAACUCUUGCAGCUGUUUCCAAGUCCGGCAGAAAUGCUGUAAAACCCAGUGACACAGAAACAGCCAACCUGUCUCCCAGCCUGAUUCCUGCCCAGCAGCCCACCAUAUCCUUACUCACAGAUGACAGCACGGACACGUUGAGUGUGGAGUCGCUCACACUGGUGCCACCAGUGGAUCCGCACAGCAUCCGAACAUUCAGCUGCAUCCCUCAGGCCUCUUUGCAGCCUGAAGUUGAGGUUGACAAGGUGAAAGAGGUAGAGGAGGAAAGUUCUGACUAAAGCCACCAUGCAGACCGUAAUAAACAGUGAAGGAAGUGCAACCAAAUUGUGAUUAUUUUUUUUUCCCCUCUGGGAGUGCAGAUACUUCUGGAGGCCUGAGAGGCCUCAGGCCCACAUGAAGGGACCAAGUGGUGACAGAGAAUGUCAGCAGUUUUCAGAGCCAACAUUGCAUACUCAGCAUAUCUGAACUGGGGAAGAGAGAAAAACCCAGACUUGUGAAUCUGGAUUGGUUCUUUCCUACCAGUUUAUGUUAUACAAGAACAUGAACAUGUUUCAGAGAACCUACUGUCUUUCUAAUAGGAACUAAUUUAUUGUAAAAGGUCUACAGUAUUAUGGCAAAGUGAAGAGACUUUUGGAUACCCAGCUUCAUGGUACUGCAUUGUUACGUCUCUGAAAUGGGAGAUGUGCCAUAGACCAGAAAAAAAUUAUAUAUUAUAGGACAGAGGUAAAAUUUCCAUUUGAGUCAGGGUGUGUUUUUUCAGUUUGGUGUUUGGUUCGGGGUUUUAUUUGUGGAACAGGGGUUUUGGGGUUUUAUUUGGUUUUUUUGGUUGGUUGGUUGUUUUUUUUUUUAAUCCUAAACUUGUUCAUCUUUUGGAGGUCUGCACAAUACCAGCAGGCUUGGCCACAUUCAGUAUUGUCUUUGUAGGACUCCAGACUUAAAUACUAUGUUUUCCAUAUUUAUUUAUUUCAAGGUUUGAUUCAAAGUUAAAACACAAUGCUUGUUCAAAUUAACACAAGGGAUUUUUGAGACUACUUUAGUCUUUGCUUAGAUGCCCAGAGAGGAAUGUAAAAUAUUUUACAAGAUUGCUAUAGCUUGUUUGUUCACUUCUGACAGUCAAAUUGCUACACAUCUGAGGAAUGGUGAUAUCCCUGCAACUGAAAGACAACUUCAAGAAGCAGACAGAAGCAGUUUUACUCUAAAGAGGUUUUUCAGAUUUUUCAUAGUCAUGUAGGAAGAAGGUCACCAUAUCUAAGUGAUAAUUCCAUUGCAAGUCUGAUCUCGAAAGGUAUUGUUUAUUUUUUUUCCUGUCUGGGAUGGUAUCUCAGUUAAACAACAUUAAACAUACGUAAAAGUGACUCUGAGUUCACAUUACUUCCUAGAUCCUGACACCAAGCUGACAGAAAAGGGAAAGAUGUUUCUUAAAGCUUGGAAUGUUCUUUGCUGAUUUGAUACAUAAUUUAACAUGAAAGGAAUUUCAGAUUUUUCAUCAAUUUCCAAGUAAGUUAAUUUAAGUUAAUAGUAAAUUGAGUAGCUUGUCAUUGCUGGUCUGUUCUCAACCCUGAGUUGGCAGUUCCUCAGAGGAGGGCUGCUGUUUACUUGGUAUUGAUUUUAGUCACCACUGCACUCUACUGGCAUUGAGUUCUUACCAAAUGGGUGAAUCUGCAACAUUUUUACCCUUUUCCCAGUUGCUUAUUGUACCUCUUCCUGGCUGUCAUAUAUAUGUGUGUGUAGAUAUAUGUGUGUAUAUACAUAUAGGUGUAUAUAUAGAUAUAUAUUCAUAUAUAUAUACACAUAUGAGAUUGACUAAUUCACAGGUACCACUUUUCUCACUUCUUCUGUCUUCUCCUUCACAUAAUAAUUGAAUCUUUGCCAGCUGGGUAUGUGAGGUGUCUGCCACUUGAAUGCCAGUAAUUUUUUUCCCCCUAUUUACUUUUUCAUGCAGUUUUGAUUUCUAAUUUUCUGUGACUUCUACUUUGUCUCAAAUUGAAUUAACUGAUAAUCUGACCAUUCCAGAGUGGCCCAAACUCUAAAUGAAUUCAGAGUUUAGGUGUCCUCAGCACUGCAGUGGAUUUUGUGUGAAAAUCUGGCAUUACUAGAGUAAGAGCCUGCUUUUUUGGGUUUUUUGUCUCAUGCUUAAGAUGAAUUUGCAUUCAUGCAGUCACUGUUGCAGCUAAUGUGCAUGUACCUGAACAGGCCUAGACACAUCAGUAGCAAUCUGGGCACAAGAACCACAUGAAUUUUUAUUAGCUGAACUGAUUGAAGUCUAGACUCUCUCUAAAAUGGUGCAGCAUUACACUGUAGUCUUAGUAAUAUUCUGGAGACCAUUAUAAAAAAUGCCUCACUUAAUUAGAAAUCAUUUUAUGUUAGUUAUUAACCUUAGAUUCUUGACCUAGAUUACAGAAAAUAUCACUGUGCAGGCUGAGUUCCCUUAAACAGAAGUAAUUUUAGACUGGAAAACCUUGAUCUUAAUUUAUCUCAUUUCAAAUUCAGUUCUAGUAAGAUUAGACCCACAAAGAGUCUCUUCAAUGCAUAUGAAUAAUCUCACCCCUGAGCUGUACUGCACAAGAAAUGGGGCAAAGGGAAAGAGAGGUGACUUUGUACUUUUUAUUACUUUUGAGUGGCUUUUCAAUCUCAUGAUCACUUGUCUAGUGAGAGCUUCACAGGAAAUGACUUAAAUACUGUUAUUAGGAAAAUAGAAGAAUAGGUCUACUGUUUAAUUGUGAUUACUUCAAGCAAUCCAGGAAUUCAGUAAUUGCCCUAGAAUUGUCAUUUCACUAGCAGUAAAAUAAACUUUAUGCUUGAAGAUGUAGGUAAGCUAUCAGACAAGCAGGUGAAACUGUGUGUGUAAGGAUGAAGCCACUUCCUAAAAGUAAACACUUCAGUGCUGUGCUGCUGUCAGUCACUCUUGGGGUGCUGCUGUCAGUCACUCUUGGGGUGCUGCUGUCAGUCACUCUUGGGGUGCUGUCAGUCACUCUGGGGUGCUGCUGUCAGUCACUCUGGGGUGCUGCUGUCAGUCACUCUUGGGGUGCUGUCAGUCACUCUGGGGUGCUGCUGUCAGUCACUCUGGGGUGCUGCUGUCAGUCACUCUUGGGGUGCUGCUGUCAGUCACUCUUGGGGUGCUGCUGUCAGUCACUCUUGGGGUGCUGCUGUCAGUCACUCUGGGGUGCUGCUGUCAGUCACUCUUGGGGUGCUGCUGUCACUCUUGGGGUGCUGCUGUCACUCCUGCAGGAGACAGGGAGCUCCAGAACAGCCUUAGGAGCAGGGGCACUGACCACCAGGGAGUAGUGGUCAGAAAACCCACACCAAAGUAAACAUUCUGCCCUUGUCUCCACUAACCAGCUGAAGUGAAACUUGCUUUUAAAAGAGCAUUGCCCAGGCAAGCAGCUGCUGCCUGGGAAAAGAAAUGGUUUAGUCCUGUAGUUGGAUCAGAGAUCUGCAGAGACAUAGCUGGGGGCAGGAGAUCAAGGCCUUUUGCUUCCAAGGUAAUUGGUCUCUUUCUUUCAGACAGCCUAAUGUAGCCAUCUAAAUACAUGUUGAAAAGUCUCUUCUUAACUGCUACUGUCCUUCUUGAAAGAGUUUUUUGGUGUGUCCCUGGUUCACCACACUGACCCACCUUAAGAUACCACUCACCUGGGCGCUGCUCUUCUAUUAUCUAGCAAUCUUUGGAGAAGUUCUCCUGUGCUUGCCUGCUGUGUUUCUCUUGACCUUCCCCAGCAUUUGCAGCAUGAAUUAGAAACAAAUAGAAUAAAUCUUGCCAUCUCCUACUGGAUUCUGAAAAGCAGAGGGUGAUCCAAGCAGGGCUUGCUAGGGUGGGAUGUUUUUAGGGGUUGGGAGGGGAGUAGUUCUUGGGGGUUUUUCUGCUGCUCAAUACUUGAGUAGCAACAAAGACAUAGGAGAUGCAGUUCUUGACUGAGUCUCAAACAGAGGGUUCUUUCAUAUGGAAACAUAUUUUUAUAUUACAUUUGUACAGAAUUUUCCCUAUUUUGAUCUCCCAGCAUUUUUAGAUUUGCACGUUGCUCAGUUUUGAUUUCUUUUGCAAGGUGUUAUAAAAUAUAUAUUUUGUGUUUGUUAAUGUAUCAUAAAUGUAAAGCUAAAUUUUGGUUGUCUAAUAAAUGUGCACUGUGGUGGUAUCUGGUUUAUUGUUUUGUUAACUUGAAUUGAUUGGUUCUUAAUAUGAAAAGGAAAAACUUGUCAUUGUUGGGGCUGUCUUGUUAGCAUAAAUAAAUGUGUUGAGUGCAUUUAUUUUAAAAGUAACCAAAAAUGGCUUAAGCAAGUAAUGACUAAGAAUACUUGAUAACAAAAGUUAAGGUCCAGACUAGUUCACAGGAUUCUUUUAAGAUCAUCAUCUGAGGAUUCUUGAAAUUUUUUUUAUCUUGUUUCCCAUUACUUUUAGUUAUGGAUACUCAUACUAAAGUGAGUUUAAGACACACAGUAAUUGCAAUCUUAUAGUCUGUAUGAGAUCUGAGGGUUAGUGUUUGGCUGUAUUUAAGGACUAACUGAGGCAAAAGUUCUUACAAUGAACAUGAAGAUAAUUUUUUUAAAGAUAGAUUGAGAAUAGAUUCAAGUAUGAAAUUUAUAGACUAUUAUGUCUAGGAGCUUUGUUUUGCCCAGGGACAGCACUAACUAUACAUUGUCACAACUUCAGGAAACAUUCUGGAAGCAUUGCAAACUUUAGAAGAUCAUUUUAGGCAUCUCCACUUGUAAAUAGCUGUGUUGAUAUUUUUGUUGCAAAUUUUUUCCUUCAUUUCUAGCUGCUUUGUAAGUUUGAUUGUUUUCAGUGCAAAGAGGUAGAAAUGUAUUUUUCUAGAAGAAUGAAUGUACCUGGGAUUUAAGCACUACAAAAAGCAUUUUAUGAACAUGGACUGUCCUCCUAUGAAAUAUAUUUCAGUAAAGUUGUCUGAAAUGUAGUUCAUUUGAGGAAAAAGAAGUCCUGAACCUGCACUUACAUUUACAUGGAAAAAAGCCCACACAUGGUGUGAAUUUAAUUCUGAAAUGUCUUUCUACAGGCAAUAAGUAUUAAUUAUUUAAUGUAGGGUAUGUUAGACACUUGGAGUAAAUGUGAUAUCUUAUGUUGAUUUAAAGAACAAUGUAACUAAGCAUCUGGGAAGGGAGUGGAAUUAGAAAAUAUUGGUGUAUGUUUCUGAAAUCCAGACUUCUGAGUCUGUAUUUGCUGGCAUUGAGAAUUUGUCAUGGCUAUUGAAAACCUGAACAAGAACAAGGAAGAGACCUUUCUUUGUAAAUGGAACUUGGCAAUAAAAAUGGUUUUACUAAGAGAA